Molecule: messenger RNA, 1763 nt
Organism: Caenorhabditis sp. 36 PRJEB53466
Lineage: Eukaryota; Metazoa; Nematoda; Chromadorea; Rhabditida; Rhabditidae
Source: the annotation of a GenBank genome assembly
AUGUUUCCCGCGAUUCCACGUCAGGCUCUGAAUUAUGUACGGCAACUGAGCAAGCGCAUUUCCACUGUUCACAUUGUGUCCCCGAGUUUGGAAGAGGGGUGAGUGGUACAUAGCUGUUUGUGGAGGUAUCAAAAAUUUGUCAACUGAUAAAUUGUUCAAAAAGACAUUGCGCACAUUUUGUUAGUUGACAAUUUUUUGAUAUCUGCACGCUCGGCUGAGAUACGGUGUCUCAAAGACAGGGAACAUUUUAGAAGUUGCUAUGCAACCGCAUUCGAGGUGCUUAACGCCAAAACUCAAGUGCACACGAGUCUGGAGCACAUAAACGACGUCCGAAAUGUCGAUGUACUCAUUUUCAACAACGCCCUCUACCAGGUAAUCAGUGUCAGUGAAAAGAACGGGAACGAACGAGAGAUAGGGGAGAACGAAGCAAACUAUAAACUACACAAAACUUUUGCAGACUGUGGCCAACGCCGAUCUUCUCACCGACGUUUUGAAGAAGGCGACGAACAUUGUGGCCACCGACGGAAUCGUCAUUUUCCGCGAGGAUUUGAGUAAGUUAGCUCAGGAGGAUUCAACAGCUCUAUGGUUUUUUUUCCAGAAAACGCCGAGAAGCAUCAGGUGGCCCGCCUGACCGACUACUUUGACGUGUUCCGAACGAUCGAUUCCGAGGGAAACCACGCGGGACUGGAUUUGUACACGGUGGAUCAAGUGGACAAUUCGCUGUGCGUCGAGCACAAUUUCCUCGAUUUCAUGUUCGUUUUCCGCAAAAAAGUGUUCGCCGCCACGUCUUCCGACACGACCGUCACCUUCCGUGAUUUCCUCGACAAAACGCAGUACACUUCGACGGGAAUCGACGUGUACGAAUGGAUGUUCGGGCGGGGAUUCAUCUGUCCGGGCGGAGAGCCGGAGCAUCUGAGCAUUCUGAACAGGUUCGGCGGGUUCCGGCACGGACAGGCCCUUCUGGACAUUGGCGUGGGCACGGGCGGAGGGGCCAAACAGGCCGCCGAGCAGUUCGGACUGAACGUGCACGCCGUGGAUCUGUCGGCCAACAUGCUGGCGAUAGCGCUGGAGAGAGUACAGGAGGAGAAGGACGCGAGGCUCCGCUACUCGAUCACCGACGCGCUCGUUUACCGCUUCGAGGAGGAGUCGUUCGAUUUUGUGCACUCUCGCGACUGUAUCCAACAUAUUCCCGACGUUGAGCUACUGUUCGCCAAAGUUUAUGUAAGUUUUAUCGAAAAACACGAAUAGUAGCAAAAAACGUACAUUAGUUCUUUACAGAAGGCUCUGAAACCCGGCGGCAAAGUCCUUAUGACAAUGUACGGAAAAGGGAAGGGCGAACAGAGUGCCAAGUUCAAAGAGUACGUGGCAAAAAGAGCGUACUUUCUGAGGACACUCGACGAAAUCGCCGAGAUUGCGAAGAAAGCUGGAUUUGUGAAUGUGGAGACCGAGAAUCUGACGCCGAGAUUCAAGGAAAUUCUUCUCGAGGAAAGGAAUCAUCUCAAUCGGAACUCUGAAGAGUUUCUCACGGUAAAUUCACUCUUUUCGGGUCCUGAUUUGAGGGUUUCAUCAUUCAGAAGUUCACGCAACGCGACAUGGACUCGUUGAUCUGCGGAUGGACGGAUAAACUCGGAUACAUCGAGGCGGACAACCACAACUGGAACUUUCUCCUUGCUCAGAAACCACUAAAUCAUUGUGCCACCGCAAAUACCGUACAUUCAGGGCAGGAUAUCUCAGCUGUCGGUAAUGGUAUCAAAAAGUUGUAA